AUGUAUCCACUCGGAACUUCACCUACACCAGAAGUCGACCCAAACUAUAUGUUUAAAUACCUCCACACCGAACAACAAUUUCCAGAUAAUUAUAUCGAAGAAUGGUUUUUAGAAGGAAUGCGAGUGAAUUACCAUCUUCAAGUUCUUCCACUGACCGAUGUGUUAAGAGAAUCAUUAGCGUUGUCGCAACAAAUCAGUACUGUGGUGUUAUAUAUUACUGUUUUUAUGUUAACGGGGUCCUCCACAAUUCAACUCCAAACAGUGUAUUGGGCUGAUAUCUUUUUGCUACUGUUGUGUUACGUUUCGUGUGUCCCCCUCAAAAUAUCUCCACAGAAAUUUUGUGGGUGGAGAGUUGUGAUAUUGUUUGGGAGCUUUUGGGGAUUAGUCCCCGUCAUAUCAACCAUCACCACUGGGUAUGACCCAAACACCAUUUACACCAUCUCUGGAUUCCUUUUUGUCAUUCAUUUGACAUCUUUUGACUAUGGGUAUAUCAAUAAUUAUGUGAAUGAAAUCAAAGGCGUUGUUGCUUAUAAUGCGGUGAUGGUGGCCGCCGUCACUUUAUCAAGUGUGUUACCUGAAAGGGCAAUGAUCUUCCCUUUGAUCUCGUUCGCUAUUAUACUCUUUGUAUUUAACCCGAUAUUCAGACACUAUUUACACAAACGAUCAAAUAUAGUUUAUAUUCUAUAUAACGCGUUCAUGUUCUUCGUUACACUUUGCUUUGUCACUCUUUACUCAAAAAGAAUGGCUCUUGUCUAUCUCUUCGGCAUUCUGUUUGCGACAUUCCUCAUGCCUAAACUCUGGAAUAAACUCCAAGGGUUCAAAACAGAAGUCAGCGGUGCUUGGGACGAGGCAGUUCCAGCUAGUGAUUGA
Molecule: messenger RNA, 870 nt
Organism: Entamoeba invadens IP1
Lineage: Eukaryota; Evosea; Mastigamoebida; Endamoebidae
Product: phosphatidylinositol N-acetylglucosaminyltransferase subunit C, putative
Exons: 3
Coding region: 1-870 (289 amino acids)
Biological process (GO): GPI anchor biosynthetic process
Cellular component (GO): membrane; glycosylphosphatidylinositol-N-acetylglucosaminyltransferase (GPI-GnT) complex
Source: RefSeq, a predicted model, not a curated record